Messenger RNA from Cyphellophora attinorum, 1689 nucleotides. RefSeq lists its product as uncharacterized. The record is from RefSeq and is a predicted model, not a curated record. Gene Ontology annotation, molecular function: ubiquitin protein ligase activity. The transcript has 2 exons. Lineage: Eukaryota; Fungi; Ascomycota; Eurotiomycetes; Chaetothyriales; Cyphellophoraceae. The coding region runs from base 1 to 1689 and encodes 562 amino acids. Gene Ontology annotation, biological process: protein ubiquitination; negative regulation of gene expression via chromosomal CpG island methylation.
AUGGUCCGCAUUAAAGAGGAAGACCGAGAUGGAGAAUCCACCGCCUCCUCCAGCCGGCACAUGUCCCACGAUAUACCCCCACAUCAAACACCUGAGCCAGGUGAAGUUCCGACCGAGCCCGCGGCACUACGACUUCCUCCAUGUCACCCCCUGUGGAUUCUCCAGGCAGCAUUCGCAGAGAAUGAUCGGGUCAGUCGGGCUGAUAUGCGGAAGGACACAAAUGCGGAGAAUACCAGCAUCUAUGGUGAUUUCGAAGGGAGGAGGAAUCCGCGGACCAGAAGACGACCAGACGAUUCCCACGCCAGUACAGGCUCUUCUCACUCAUCACGAUCUACAGAUGAGGAGAAUAUAGAGUAUAUCUCUGAACGUCGUCGGUUCCCGUCCCUGUCUCCCACUCGCCAUAGCUCGCGCACGAGUUCAGCCUCCUCAAAUCGUCGCCCAGACGGUCGUGCUUCCGACUGCCGGCCUCCUAAUUUAAGCCCUGCUAAGUUUCCACCACCGGUACCAGAUGCAAAAGCCCUCGAAGGUCCCAAGAGAUGCGAAUGCCCAAUUCAUCUUACUUGCGGCGUCAGAGAUGAUAAUUGGAUUGAUUGUCGAAUCCUGGUUCCAAUAUGGGAGAAAUGGAGAAAAGCUCAACGCGAAGUUGACCCGUGGGCGCAGAUACCAGAAGACGAGAUUGAGAACUUCGCGACCCCGGUAGCGAUCAGAGCCAUCUGCCCGUUACUGGACGAAUUGGCCAACUUACUUGGUACUCCUAGAUCCAUUGACGCUGUCUGCAACGAUGUUAGAGUCUGGCUAUGGAACAUGCGAAUGUUCUCGGUUCGUGAAGAUGACAUUAACGCCGAGGAUCCAAUACAGCGGAUCGACGACUUCCUCUCAGAUUACGACGCCAUGACGGGUCGUGCCAAGCGAUUGCCGGAUGACAUCAAGGAGGAUUUGACGAUCCAGCUCCGAAAAUGGCAGCGUGGUGACUUCGGUGUCCUUCCACAUCGUGCUUUUGUGCGCGACGGCAAAGGUCGCUGGAUCAGAAACGCGAAUUGGAACCAUCGAGACGGCAGAUUCUUUGGUGACGGUCACCUUGUCAAUGGACAGACGUUCAAGAAUCGCAGAAUCAUGGCCUCUGAAGGCGCGCAUGCACCCCCACAAGCGGGCAUAUCGGGGAACACCAGAGACGGCGCUUAUAGUGUCGUCAUGGGCCUUCAUGAGCCGUCAAAGCAGAUGGUCUAUGCAGACGUCGAUUGUGGCGACACCAUUUACUACAUCAGCACGGCUCUCCCAUUGAAGGAGGACGAUCAGGACCCGCCAACUAAUCACUUCGACCCCGAGGAUGAAGCACUGUACGUCGAUCCCGAGACUGCAACCGUUGGCGCGAGAGCUUUGAUGAUCAGCCACGAGACCAGACAGCCCGUCAGAGUCUUCAGAUCAUAUAAGGCUGCACCGAUCGUUCCAAAUAAGCCAGUCAAGGGCUUUCGCUAUGAUGGGCUUUACCGUGUGGAAGACGUGGUUUGCUUGAAGCAGAAGCGCCAGAUCUAUCGCUUCAAGAUGGUGAGACUGCGUGGGCAAGGAGCGCUAAGAGGUAUGCUCGCUGUGUCGUCGAAUCCACGAACAGCAGGGACGAAGAAACGCCGAGAGCCAUCUGGCGGCGAGAACGCAGGUUCAAGCCGUUCGGUGAAGCGAUCGCGCAAGUAG